GGGGGCUGCUCCUUCUCCCAUUGCCCACACACACAAAAGCAACACAAAGUUCUGAACCACCAGCAGCAGCAACAGCCAUGGGAGGCAGCGAGCAAGCCGAUGUCGGUGUCGUCGACAUUAGCCUAAAGGACCUCUCGUCCAAGCUCGAGGAGUUCGCCAAAGUCAGAAAUUGGGAGAAGUAUCACAGCCCCAGAAACCUUCUCCUCGCUAUGGUAGGAGAAGUGGGAGAGCUAUCGGAAAUAUUCCAAUGGAGAGGGGAGGUGGAGAAAGGGCUGCCAGAUUGGGAGGAAUCGGAUAAAGAGCAUCUUGGGGAAGAACUUUCUGAUGUGUUGCUUUAUCUCAUCAGAUUGGCUGAUAUUUGUGGAAUCAACCUGCCUGAUGCUGCUACUAAGAAACUUGUUAAGAACUCCAUCAAAUACCCACCCCCAUCCCAGCCUCUUUAAUUUCUAAUAACUCGACUAGAGUUUACAGCCUCCGAAAAGUUUAAAUUUU
Messenger RNA from Cucurbita maxima (winter squash), 492 nucleotides. Its product is annotated as dCTP pyrophosphatase 1-like. The transcript has 2 exons. Lineage: Eukaryota; Viridiplantae; Streptophyta; Magnoliopsida; Cucurbitales; Cucurbitaceae. Gene Ontology annotation, biological process: nucleoside triphosphate catabolic process. The record is from RefSeq and is a predicted model, not a curated record. The coding region runs from base 78 to 443 and encodes 121 amino acids. Gene Ontology annotation, molecular function: nucleoside triphosphate diphosphatase activity.